AAUAAAUAUAGUAAAUGAUUAAACAUGAAACUCCUCUGCCCAUUGCUAUCCAAAUUAUACAUGAAACUCCUGAUACAACUUUUGGGUGAAUAUAGCUACUCUACACAUCAUGUCCACCUACAGAAGAACCUUACAUAGAAAGAAAAGAACACCACAAAACACAUUUUGACAAGGAAGCAAUGGAGGCAAGAAUCAAGAUAUUCUUAUAGUGUCCUUUGGAUUGCCAACAAUGGAAGCAGGACAUAUCUUCAGUUCCAGGAGAACUCCAUUCAGCUGCAAGCUCAACCUCUAAUCUAAUUACAAUGGUAAAAAUGCAAGGUUUUAUCCGAGCAGUACGGUCUUGCCAUGAAACACUUAAGCUUGCAAUUCUGCAGCAUUCACUUGUGAGGGAUACAACUGAGAUGAACAAAAUAUUCUCGCGAUGUGGGCGUGUCACCUCCUCUCCUCCUGCUGCUAUGCAUCAGAAGGGUUUAGAGAACAAGACAGUGGCAGAUGUGUUGAUGAGAAAGGGAGGCGAAAAAGUUGAGUCUUGGCUACGGUGCAGCACUGAUGACACUGUCCAUGGUGCAGUGAAGCAAAUGGCACAAAAUAAUGUUGGAUCUUUAGUGGUUCUAAAACCAGUAGAACAACAAAUGAUUGCAGGAAUCAUCACAGAAAGAGACUAUCUGCGGAAGGUAAUAGCGAAGGACAGGCCUCCUAAAUACACAAAAGUCAGGGAGAUCAUGACUGAUCAGCACAAGUUGAUAACAGUGACAUCCAAUACCAACAUUCUUCAUGCAAUGCAGCUCAUGACAGAGAAUCACAUUCGGCAUGUUCCUGAAAUAGAUGAAAACAUUGUUGGGAUGAUUUCGGUUGUUGAUGUUGUGCGAGCGGUGGUAGAGCAGCAGAGCGGGGAAGUGAAGAGGCUGAAUGAGUUCAUUAAGGGAGGAUAUUCUAAAAAUCUUUGACAACAUUCUGUUUCGACAAUCACUUUACGCCAUCAGCCUUUCAAUUCUAAUUUAUAGCACAAAACAUAUGUAUUAUGCACACGAGAUAACAUUAAUGACAAUCAAAGAAAGUUGAAGUA
Molecule: messenger RNA, 1066 nt
Organism: Camellia sinensis
Lineage: Eukaryota; Viridiplantae; Streptophyta; Magnoliopsida; Ericales; Theaceae
Source: RefSeq, a predicted model, not a curated record